Molecule: messenger RNA, 2018 nt
Organism: Sander lucioperca (pikeperch)
Lineage: Eukaryota; Metazoa; Chordata; Actinopteri; Perciformes; Percidae
Product: potassium voltage-gated channel subfamily A member 7
Exons: 3
Coding region: 312-1910 (532 amino acids)
Biological process (GO): protein homooligomerization; potassium ion transmembrane transport
Cellular component (GO): voltage-gated potassium channel complex; membrane
Molecular function (GO): delayed rectifier potassium channel activity; protein binding
Source: RefSeq, a predicted model, not a curated record
CAGAGAUUGAAUUUCAACAGGACAGCAUUCCCAAAAAGAUUUCAAGACAGACAACGUGAGGCAGCAAGAGACAGGAUAAGAACGUAGAUGUUCCCUGAGCAACCAACUGGAAGCAGUUUUUGUACAACCUGGUUAGAGAGACAGCCAAACAAGGACAUUGUGUAUAUGACAGACGGAUAUGAUGAGCCACAGGACACGAACAAUGUGAUUUUUCAUCCUGCCAUUAGUCUCUGUCAGCAGCUGUUUUACACUUAACAGGGUUUGCUUUUAAGCCCAGUUGUUCUGUGGUUUGGCCUGGGAUACACACAGGAAUGGACAGCAGUGACCCACAGGACGAUGAAAGAGGAGGCAGAAGGAAGGAGAGUGAUGGAGAGAACGGUAAACAGCUGAAAAACCAACUCAACUGUGAGGAAAAAGGAGAGAAGGAGAUCCAAGUGAACGAGAAGGAGAAGAAGAAAGAGACCCGACAUUCUGGGUCUCUAUGGAGGAAUGGAUGGGCGCUGAGUGAAAGACUGGCCAUCAAUGUCUCUGGGAUGCGUUAUGAAACUCAGCUUCGCACCUUAGCCCAAUUCCCUGACACCUUGCUUGGUGACCCUAGGCGUAGGUUACGGUACUUUGACCCACUUCGAAACGAGCUCUUCCUAGACCGAAACCGUGCCUGCUUUGAUGCCAUUCUGUACUUCUACCAGUCAGGUGGGAGGCUUCGGAGGCCCGCGAACAUACCCCUGGACAUCUUCAUGGAUGAGCUGAUGUUCUACGAGCUGGGACAGGACAUCAUGAGUCGCUUCAAGGAGGACGAAGGUUUUGCAAAAGAGGAGGAGAGGCCGCUACCGUCCAACGAAAUCCAGAAAAGACUAUGGAUGUUGUUUGAGCACCCCGAGUCCUCAUCAGGCGCACGCAUCAUAGCCAUCAUCAGUGUCAUGGUCAUUGUGGUGUCCAUCCUCAUCUUCUGCCUGGAGACAUUGCCUGACUUCAGGAAUGAGAAAGAGACACGAGAGGCAUAUUUUUACAAGUACCACUCCCAGGCAAAGAACAUAUCUGAGAACAUGCCUCUUCCACACAGUGUUUUCCAUGACCCCUUCUUCCUGGUAGAAACCGUCUGCAUAUGCUGGUUCUCCUUCGAGCUCCUCAUGCGCUUCGCUUGUUCUCCCAGCAAGAUGUACUUCUUCAAGGAUGUCAUGAACAUAAUCGAUUUCAGUGCCAUCCUACCCUUUUUUGUCACUCUGGGAACGGAGCUGGCCAAGGAUAAUGACGCCUCUCCAGCCACAUCCUUGGCCAUCAUCAGAGUCAUCAGGUUAGUGAGGGUGUUCAGGAUCUUUAAGUUGUCUCGUCACUCUAAGGGCCUUCAGAUCCUUGGUCAGACACUGAAGGCCAGCAUGCGUGAACUGGGCCUGCUUAUCUUCUUCCUGUUUAUUGGCGUCAUCAUCUUCUCCAGUGCCAUCUACUUUGCUGAGGCUGACCACACCGACACACACUUUAUCAGUAUACCACAUGCCUUCUGGUGGGCAGUUGUCACCAUGACCACAGUGGGCUAUGGUGACAUGUACCCAGCGACAGUGUGGGGUAAGCUAGUGGGCUCAAUGUGCGCCAUUGCUGGUGUUCUCACCAUCUCGCUGCCAGUGCCUGUCAUAGUGUCCAACUUUAGCUACUUCUACCAUCGGGAGACUGAAUGUGAGGACCAUACCGAGUACACACAUGUCCAGACGGGUCUGUGGGAGGACAAGGGUCCAGAAGGGGAGAUAGAGGAAAUAGAGGAAGGGGAUAGAGAUCCAGAGGGAGAUUAUUAUGCCAUUGAAGGCAUAUGCAACCCUUUGAAAGGGACUCUGCUGGGUGGACUGUGUACAGGGCAGGGCACAGAGUUCAGAGGAGGAAACAUGUAUCUGAGGGAACCACUGGUUACCCAAGUGUAGGGAGGUGAGUGUUAUUGUGUACCAUUUGACAAAGACACAGUAGGAAAAAAUUAUUUGAAGGGAAUGAAAAAAACAGAAUGAAACACAAUGAAUGAAAUUAGAAGAAAA